Molecule: messenger RNA, 3834 nt
Organism: Passer domesticus (house sparrow)
Lineage: Eukaryota; Metazoa; Chordata; Aves; Passeriformes; Passeridae
Product: cryptochrome-1-like
Exons: 11
Coding region: 1400-3037 (545 amino acids)
Biological process (GO): circadian regulation of gene expression; entrainment of circadian clock by photoperiod
Cellular component (GO): cytoplasm; nucleus
Molecular function (GO): DNA binding; deoxyribodipyrimidine photo-lyase activity; FAD binding
Source: RefSeq, a predicted model, not a curated record
ACAGGGAGGAGCUGGGAGUCCAGGCUGGCCCGUUCGCCCCCAGCUGCUGCGGGGCUGGCGCAGGGGCCGCUCCCGUUGCCUCCUCGCCGCUUCCCGUCCGUCUGAGGGCCCGGUUAGGGUAUCCCGGAGCCUCAGCCCGUCCUCCCUCCGCCCCAUCCCCAUGGGUACACACUCUCGGUUUGGUUCUCGACCCACUGCAGGAGAAGCCCCAGCCAAGCCCCUACACUUCAAUGUGUUCGAGACUUAUUUCCUCGUCUAACUCAACAUGCCAUUUUCUUGCUGUAUCCAGCACCUAAAGUAUUCAAACAGGGGAAAGAACCUAGAGGUUGGAAUCAACAGUAGCCUCAGGGCUGGAUUAGUGUGGAGAGUGGGAUUAUGAAACCAGAUUUAUGCAAAAACUUAAUUCUUAGAAUGGUUCUCAAGCCUAUCAAAUCAGAAUAACAUUAAACCACUUAAUGGUGAUAAUUUUUCCACUUCCCAAGCCCAGACUGUGGUUUGGGAGAGCAGGUGUGAGGCUGCUCUCUCCAGGUAUCUGACACCUAUGUUUAUCUGUUUCACUAUUGCUUCUGAAGCAGCCAAGAUACAGUGAAGGAGCAUUUGACAAUGGAGAGUGUCCCACAGAGGAAAUUAAACUGUUAAAAGUUUCUCUUCCCAGUUCCUUAGGCCUUGGUCUGUCCCUGCCCCAUCUGGCUCUGCCAGCUCCGAGGGCCAGUGGGACCAGAGAGGAGCAGCCUGCAAUCCUCCUCCUUAGUUCUUGGGAAUUACACAAAACUUGAGUGGCUUAGACUGUCUUUGAUGCAGAGUCCACAUCAGUGCAGAUAUUUAUGGUACUUAGUGGUGUUUAAAACUGGGCAACACAGUGCUGGAUGCCUGUAGGAGCAGGAUCAGCACAAUGGGUUUUGGAUAGUGUCACUGACAGCCUUUGCAUCUCUCCAGCACAUUCCUGCCUGUGGGGAGAAAUGCUCAACAGCAUUGGAGAGGUGGCACUUUCACCCUCCAAUCCACUUUGGAAAUCUAUAAAUGUUGGAGUUAGAAAAUAAACUUCCCCUUUUUCUGCCUUGAGAGCAGCAGCAUGUCCACGCCGUGUUGUCCUAUAGCAACACCCUGGAUUUGGGGUGACCCUGCAGACCAUGUGGGGCCACAGGGCUUGGGACAGCCCCAAAGGCUGUAAGGCUGUGGGGGCCUCGGAGCCCCUGGCUGGGCCAGUCCCUCAGUGGGCCUAGCUGGUGCAUAGGACACAGGGCACUCUUCCAGCACACUUUGCAUGGUUUAGUACCCAAAAAUGCCCUCUGGGUGCUCCCCUGAGCAGCAAGAGUCACCUUGUUUUUCCAGUUCUCCCAGGAAGUGAGUGCAGGGCGCAGCACAACACACAGCCCAGCCCUGCAUUGGGCUGCACCUCAUGCUUGGAUUUGAUAUUCUGAAAGCCAAGGGUUCUCUUCCUCCUGUAGCCAGGAUGCUGCAUCGCACCAUUCACCUUUUCCGGAAGGAGCUCCGGCUCCACGACAACCCAGUGCUGCUGGCUGCCCUGGAGUCCUCAGAGGCCCUGUACCCCGUGUACAUCCUGGACAGAGCAUUCCUGACUUCCUCCAUGCACAUCGGGGCCCUGCGCUGGAAUUUCCUGCUCCAGUCCCUUGAGGAUCUCCACAAAAACUUGGGCCAGCUGGGCUCCUGCUUGCUGGUUAUUCAAGGGGAGUAUGAGAUUGUUCUUAGGGAUCACAUCCAGAAGUGGAAUAUCACACAAGUGACGCUGGAUGCAGAGAUGGAGCCGUUUUACAAGGAGAUGGAGGCCAACAUCCAGCGCCUAGGGGUAGAGCUAGGCUUUGAGGUGUUCUCCCUGGUGAGCCACAGCCUGUACAAUACCCAGCGGAUUUUGGACCUAAAUGGUGGGAGUCCCCCAUUAACUUACAAGAGGUUCCUUCACAUUCUGUCUCUGCUUGGUGACCCUGAGGUGCCUGUCCGAAAUGUCACAGCUGAAGACUUCCAGAGAUGUAGGGCCCCUGACCCGGGCCUGGCUGAGUGUUACAGGGUACCUCUCCCUGUGGAUUUGAAGAUUUCCCCAGAAAGCCUUUCCCCUUGGAGAGGAGGGGAGACUGAAGGGCUGCAGCGCCUGGAACGACAUUUGACUGACCAGGGCUGGGUGACAAGUUUUACUAAACCAAGGACAGUCCCAAACUCGCUGCUUCCAAGCACCACAGGCCUGAGCCCAUAUUUCAGUAUGGGCUGUCUGUCAGUUCGGACAUUUUUUUAUAGGUUGUCAAACAUUUAUGCUCAGGCAAAGCACCACUCUCUGCCCCCAGUGUCGCUCCAAGGGCAGCUGUUGUGGAGGGAAUUCUUCUAUACAGUAGCAUCAGCAACCCCCAACUUCACCCAGAUGGCUGGGAACCCCAUCUGCCUCCAGAUCUGCUGGUACAAGGAUGCAGAGAGGCUCCACAAAUGGAAAACGGCACAAACAGGGUUCCCAUGGAUCGAUGCCAUUAUGACCCAGCUGCGCCAGGAAGGCUGGAUCCAUCACCUAGCUCGGCAUGCUGUCGCCUGCUUCCUGACACGGGGGGACCUUUGGAUCAGCUGGGAAGAGGGAAUGAAGGUUUUUGAAGAGCUGCUUUUAGAUGCUGACUACAGCAUCAACGCUGGGAACUGGAUGUGGCUGUCAGCCAGUGCCUUCUUCCAUCAGUACACACGGAUCUUCUGCCCCGUCCGCUUCGGGAAGCGCACAGACCCCCAGGGCAACUACAUCAGGAAAUACUUGCCCAUACUAAAGAACUUUCCCUCCAAGUACAUCUACGAGCCCUGGACGGCAUCUGAAGAGGAGCAGAAGCAAGCAGGAUGUAUCAUAGGUCAGGAUUACCCCUUCCCCAUGGUGAACCACAAGGAAGCCAGUGACCACAACCUGCAGUUGAUGAAACAGGUCAGAGAGGAGCAGCACAGAACAGUCCAGCUCACAAGAGAUGAUGCAGAUGACCCCAUGGAAAUAAAGGUAAAACGUGACCAUUCAGAAGAAAACAUUACAAAAGGAAAAGUGGCCCGAAUGACAGAAUAAACCAAAAUUCCCUCAGGCGUGCUAGAAGAGGCAAGAGAGGAGAGCCAGGGGCCAGCUGAGCUGGCCAAACCACUGUCCUCCAUACUUUGCCUUGCUGAUGGUGCCUCUUGCUUGUGAACUGACCUCAGGAGACGUGUUGGAUCUUGAGUUUUGGUGCAGUUAUUUUGGAUGGAAUUGUUAUAUCUUUGAGUGGCUUCUGGACCAUUUGUUGAAGCUGUUGGAUGAAUGCAAGAGGUGCGUGGUUGUGGCAAGUCCUGCUGCUGUAGCAUCCUUCAAAUCCAUGUUUUCCAUGCACAUGAAUAAAUAGAUUUUGUGAAAAAUAUCUUAAUGUCAGUAGACCAUGUGCACAUUAAAGCAGUUGCACAUUAGUAUUAUGCCUUGUAGAGACAGACUUAGGGAUGUUCAGUUUAUUUAUUCUAAGUUCCCAGUUUAUGAUUGUAGUCCCCAGUUUGGGAAGACAGAGCAGAGUGCAGCCCCUCGUACCUUGUGUGUAGUUUUUAAGUCAUAAGUAGGAAUUAUUACGCAUUUUAAGGGCAAGGUUGAAAAUAUCUCACUAAAUUAGGGCUAAUAUAUAACUUUGUCACCAUAAUUGUCUUCCUUGACUAACCACAACUGCAGGGCAGAGAUUAAUUCUAUCAUGUACCACAUAGAAAGAUUUCUCCUUCCACUGAAAUGUAUUGUGAAGUUUGACAAGGCUGGAUUAGUCAAUUAUGAUUGGGGAUUUGGGGGUGGGGAAAUGCAGUGGGGUUUUCAUGGCUGCAGGUAUUCUGGGAUUGGAAAGAAAUAAAACUUAUUUC